This is a messenger RNA of Cyclocybe aegerita, 324 nucleotides long. The record is from the annotation of a GenBank genome assembly. Lineage: Eukaryota; Fungi; Basidiomycota; Agaricomycetes; Agaricales; Hemipholiotaceae.
AUGGCGCGGAAACUGGAGGAGUACAUCGAAAAGAUUCAUUACUCUGAUCGUUAUUCGGACGAUGAAUACGAAUAUCGCCAUGUCAUUCUUCCCAAACAACUCUUAAAGAUGAUCCCCAAAGAAUACUUCGGCCCGGAGGAUUCUGGCGUUCUACGACUGUUAACAGAGACUGAAUGGCGAGGCAUCGGAAUCACUCAAAGCCUUGGUUGGGAGCAUUACGAAGUUCAUGCCCCGGAACCACAUGUACUUCUAUUCCGACGCCCCAAGGAUUAUGUGGCACCUACCCAGCCCGCGAAUAGAUUCAAGGAUACGAGGAGAAAGUAG